AUGGCGACAAUAUGCGACUUUGAUGUACGUUUAACACUGAGGAGACGAGAAGUUGUGGAUGUACGUCUUCAAUUUGAAGCCAAUGUAGGAAUUUGGAACCCAUUCUUUGAUAUUAAAUCUCAGGAGCCGAGAUUGCUGCAGGGCAGGCGCGCGAUUGCAGUAAAUUGCCUCUCGCCCUUCUCAGCUCGAUUGAGAUCCCGGGUGGAUGCUGCAGCUGCCGGCGCUUGUGCGGCAUAUUACAGCGGCAGCAUGCGCUCUUACUUCACGCUUACGAAAGAACCUUGUUUACAUGUUGGAUCUCCAAGUGUAAACGGCAACCUCGACGCACUAAUUCAGCAUGACACAAGAAGUUAUGUAAGUGGAGCCCAUGCCUUGUGCGCAUGUGAGGGUAAUAGAUUCAAACCACGAGGCAGGCAAAGGCUGGGAAAAGCACCCGGCGACGUACUUGUGACUUGCGGCGAUCUCUCAAUGUCGCUGGCUCGCGGCGUGGGCCGGCAGGAGGCAUGCGAGCGCGGGGGUGGGGGCGGCAGCCAGUGCACGUGUGGCCCAGCUGUUCGACGACACCGCCUCCGCCACAGUGCGCCGAGGCGACCUCUCCUCGCGGCAGCUGCCGCCUCCGCCGUCUCUUCGCUCGCUUUCGUCGCUGUCGUCUUCGUCGGUGUCAUUGCCGACGCUGCCGUUGGCGCCGCCAUUUUGCAACCGUUCCGCCGCCAAUUUCACGAGGUCGUCCUUGACGCCAUCAUCCGCCUGCGCCUUCUCUCCAUGGGGCGGUGUGGCGGCCGAUUCUCUCGUCGCGUCGUGUCGCGCCUCGACCGGUCGCUGCCGCGUCGUCCAUGCGGUCGGAAAGGGCGCCACCGCCGGCACGCCAGCCUGGGUGGCAGCGUGGACGGGGGCGUGUCGCUGGCGGGGGCGGGCGCGGGCGACGGGCCGACGUCGCUGCCCGUGGGCGCGGUGUCGGUGUCGGCGUCGGUGUCGCUGCGUGCCUCGCCGCUGCCCUCGCCGCACCUCGACCACCGCUUCUUCGACACGUCGCUCGUCGAGAUGAAGUCGCAGGCGUCCUCCACCUCCACCCUCGACUCGUCCGAAGACGUGUGGGUGAUGCGCAGCGAGGCCACGGAGACCACGCAGCUGCUGAUGGCGCGCCGACGCCGGGAGCUGGGCUCGCAGCCGCUGCCAGUCAUCAGCGUCACCGACGAGGCGGACGGCAACAUGGCCAGCGCGGACCACGGCCGACCACGUGCCGGCACGUGGAGCAUCGCGCAGUCGCGCCAUCUGCACGCGGGCUCGGGCGGCUCGGCGGGCUCCUCGUCGCACGGCCACCACCAUCACCACCACCACCAUCACCAGCACCACCAGUCGGGCGGCGGGUCGUCGGGCGGCGCGCAGGUCGGCUCGUCCUCGUCCUCCGCCUCGUCCUCCUCGGCGUCCGCGCAGGCGCAGCAGCCGACGGCGCAGCAGCAGCACCGGGGCGCCGGCGGCGCGGGCGGCAUAAAAGCAGCCAUACAUUGUAUUAUGGUAAGUACAAUAUUUAUCAGGCUUACUGUAUUUUUAUUUUAA
Messenger RNA from Gryllus bimaculatus (two-spotted cricket), 1557 nucleotides. The record is from the annotation of a GenBank genome assembly. NCBI's taxonomy places the organism in Eukaryota, Metazoa, Arthropoda, Insecta, Orthoptera, Gryllidae.